AUGUCUACGACACUGAGACCCUCGAAUACUCUUUGCCCAUCCCGUCCCAAGCCCUCAUUGCAAAUUGAGCUAACACCUACUGAGGACAAACUCUUCACACUACUUGACGAUUGCACAAAGUAUUUGCGCGAGAAAUACACAGAUUUGGUCCCAGUUGAAUGUCGAAUUGCUGGGGGAUGGGUGAGGGACAAACUGCUCGGACUCGAGUCAAAUGACAUUGACGUCGCAUUAUCCACUAUGAUGGGCGUACCCUUCGCUGAGCACCUUGUGUCGUUCUUGGCUUCUCGUGGCAUUGCUAUUAAGGAUGUGGCAAAAGUGGCCAUGAACCCUGAUCAGUCCAAGCAUCUUGAGACAGCAAUGGUUAAUGUCCUUGGACUUGACAUAGACUUUGUUAACAUGAGAAGCGAGGUUUAUGCGGAAAACAGUAGGAUUCCUGCGGAAGUCAGUUUUGGCACUCCCCUUCAAGACGCUAUGCGGCGUGACAUAACGAUCAAUGCGCUAUUCUAUAAUGUCCACACCCGCUCAGUCGAGGAUUAUACGGGAAGGUGGGCGAACAUGGCAGUCCAGGGAUUGGAAGACUUGAAGGCAGGCAUCAUUCGCACACCGCUAGCUCCUCGAGAGACCUUCAUGGAUGACCCACUGCGAAUCCUUCGAUGCAUAAGAUUCGCAAGCCGAUUCGAAUAUAGCCUAGACAACGAGGCGAAAACUGCCAUGGUGCAACACGAUAUUCAGGAGGCUUUGGCUGCAAAAAUUAGUCGAGAGCGAGUUGGGAUUGAAGUCGAUAAAAUGCUGAAAGGUUGUGUAUCCGCUUUUGACGCCAGCCGCUGCAGGAGAUUGACCCGGGUCUACUCAGGAAAGAAUCCACUCCUACCGCUUCAAAUGAUAGAUUCGCUCGGCCUUCAUGAGCAAACAUUCUGGCUACCCCCUGAGAUCUCAUCCUCUCUCUCGGCUGCCCCGAGGACGCGGUCACUCGGACUAGCGUCGGCCGCAAUAUUACACACUAUCUUCAGGCAAUUUGAUGAUCCCAGUGCCCCUCACCCUCUGCCGAGCAUACAUAAGGACAUCAUUGAGUUCUCGGCCAAUGACAAGAAUAUCAGAAGGCGCCUGUACAUGGCGGCGGCUCUAACUCCAUACAGAGGAAUCACUUUCCAGGAGAGGAAAAAGACUGUAACAGCUAUGGAAGGUAUAGCAAGAUAUGGCUUGAAGUUGGGAAACGCUAAUUAUUAUAUGGAUGGCAUCCCCGCUCUCUUUGCUGCUGCAGCUAAAUUGUCGAUACCGAUUCUCAGCAAGUUCACGCACCCUUCUGGAAGUGAGCGAGUUGCACUUGGCCUCGCGUUACGAGAUAAAAAUGUCCAUAAUGAAACCACUGGUUCCCACUGGACCACUUCCCUGCUGUUCUCUCUCGUGCAGGACUUAGUGGAAACGAUAAACCCGGUCGAUGGAAAGUUUUUAGCAGAAAACAUUGACUUGCUAUCUGUAAUCGAAACUUAUAACAUGUUCAUCUCCAAAGUGCUCGAACUGGGUCUUCCAUCUUCUGUUCACAAUAAACCUAUCUUAGACGGGCGUGAAGUAUGUGCCGCACUCGGGUUAAAACCAGGUCCACACACCGGCCACAUCUUGAACAGCGUUACUGAAUGGCAAUUGGAACAUCCAGACAGGGAUAAGGCCGCUUGCGAGCAGUGGUUACGGGAUGAGCACGGAGCAGGACGUCUGAUGCCAGCUCCAUCACCAGAUGGAAAAAGAGUGAAAGGAGAGGACGAAUCGAGAAAGGUCAAAAAACCAAAAACAAAAGGCUGA
Cantharellus anzutake is the source of this 1797-nucleotide messenger RNA. RefSeq lists its product as uncharacterized. The transcript has 8 exons. Gene Ontology annotation, biological process: tRNA 3'-terminal CCA addition. The record is from RefSeq and is a predicted model, not a curated record. NCBI's taxonomy places the organism in Eukaryota, Fungi, Basidiomycota, Agaricomycetes, Cantharellales, Hydnaceae. Gene Ontology annotation, molecular function: RNA binding; ATP:3'-cytidine-cytidine-tRNA adenylyltransferase activity. The coding region runs from base 1 to 1797 and encodes 598 amino acids.